CGAUAGCCUCCGGUGUACUGAAUUCGAUUCAAAUAGCAGCAGGUGUAAACAUAAAGGCAAAACUGUUCGUUUGCUAAUUAGCCCUAGCUAGCUUACUGUCGUCACAAGGCCGUUUGCCCAGUCAUGGUCAAACUGAACGAGCAACAAACAUCCAUUAAGGAAGAUCAACUGGAGCGCGUAUUCCUGCGCCUGGGCCAUGCAGAAACGGAUGAUCAGCUUCAGGAUAUCAUCUCCAAGUUUCUUCCCCCUGUUCUCCUUAAACUCUCAAGUGUGCAAGAGGGUGUGCGGAAAAAAGUAAUGGAGCUUCUGGUCCACUUAAACAAGAGGAUAAAAAGCCGACCUAAGAUUCAGCUACCAGUAGAAACUCUACUGGUUCAGUACCAAGACCCUGCAGCAGCCUCCUUUGUGACGAAUUUUACCAUCAUUUACAUCAAAAUGGGCUACCCACGCCUAGAGGUUGGAAAGCAAUGCGAGUUGGCGCCCACUCUGCUGACUGCAAUGGAAGGCAAGCCUCAACCGCAGCAGGACAGCCUAAUGCACCUGCUGAUUCCUACUCUUUACCAUAUGAAAUAUCCAGCAGAGGUCUCAAAGAUCGCAUCUCCUUUUAACUUAACUGAGCGGCCAAAGACAAUACAGCUCCUGCUCGAAUUCAUGUUGGACGUCUUGCUGAUGCCUUAUGGGUUUGUGCUGAAUGAAUCUCCCACUCGCCCUGCACCGUCCUCCUCCCAGGGAGGUUCUGCUGAUGGGUCGUCGGGUUCAUCUGCACAGAGUCUUCCCCAGGCUCCCCCAGGGAUGAAUAUUUACGCUGCUAAGAGGGUCAUUGGUGAGGCCCAGUGGACUUCGGAGCAGCUAGAGCAGUGUAAGCUGGGCAUAGUGAAGUUUAUUGAGGCAAAGCAAGUGCCAGAAGUGGAAACGGUCGUUCACCUGGUGGUGGCGUCCAGCGACACGCGACAUAGUGUGGCUACUGCUGCUGAUCUGGAACUGAAGAGCAAACAGAGCAUUAUUGAUUGGAACAAUCCCUUGAUAAUCAACAAAAUGUACAAAGUGUACUUGGGGGAUGUUCCUCUCAAAACUAAGGGUGGCACUGUGAAGCAUGAGCUCAAACACGAACCUGUGAGCACGAGAGUCAAGUUAAAGAUCCUGCCGCAUCUUUUACGCUCGCGCCUUGCUGCAGAGUGUUUCCCAGCUAAUAUCCAGGUUGUAUAUGAUGGUUUGUUUGGAGCCAACACCAAUAACAAACUACUGUCUCUCACGUUGCAGUUUGUCCAUCACAUCUGCAUGGUGUGCCCUGAUACUAAUAAGCCCUUAGGACUGAUGCUGCUGAAUGGACUUACUAAGCUUAUUAAUGAAUACAAAGAGGAUCCUAAAUUACUUUGUGUUGCAUAUUCUGCUGUUGGGAAGCUUUCAAGCCGUAUGCCGCAGCUCUUCACAAAGGAUAUUGCUCUUGUGCAGCAGUUUUUUGAGUCCAUGUGCAAGGAGGAGCCUGAUGUUCGCCUUGCCAUCCAGGAGGCUUUGUCUAUGAUGGUUGGAGCAUAUGCCAACCUCCAGGGGGCACUACUGAACCUGAUGGAGGCCUUAGUGGCUGCAUAUAUUGUGAAGCCUGAGGUCCAAGUUCGCCAGGUUGCCAUGAAGUUUGCCAGCACAGUGUUUGCUCCUGAUCAUGUGCCAUCAAGAUACCUGCUGCUGCUUGCUGCUGGAGACCCGCGUGAUGAGGUGUGUGGGGAGGCUCAGAGAGUGUUGCGGACAUUUUCAACUAAGAGUUCAGAGAAGGACGGACCCAAGCCGAUACCUUCCUUUCCCGAGAUGGUGGCCUACAUACAGGAGAAGGCAUCUCAGAGAAUCAAGACUCCAGCAAAAUACGUUGUUGGAACCUCUGCUAUUCCUUUCAACCCAUCUGCCUUUGGAGAGAUUGUGCUCUACCUCAGGAUGUGUUUGGUGUACACUGCCGGAGCCACGCCACAGUCCACUCAACUUGUAGACAUGCAGGAUGAUGCACCAGCCAUCGGCCGCUAUGUGGAAGUUCUGUUGUCUUCUGAGCCUCAGGCUUCAGGGUCUAAGGGCACUGAAACCAAUCCUGUUUAUGUCUACAUGGAUCUGCUGCAACAGCUGCUGUCUGCUGUAGGAGGAAUCCCUGUAAUGUACUGUCUCUUGGAGGUGGUGUCUGUCUGCCCAGAAAAACUGGCCCCCAAAUUUGCUGAUAAAAUUGACUGGAUUAAGAGUCUGAUGAACACAAACAAAGAGGACAUGAGGGAGCUUGCUGCUCAGUUGUAUGCUGUGGUGGUGUCCACCAUGACAGGCAAUGAGCUUCAGGCUGCUGUGCACAACUUGGUCAAAAUCACCAAAGACAACCGCAGCCCUGAGACCCAGCAUGGUGCCGUCUUGGCUCUGGGCUACAUGGUGGGAAGGUACAUGAACAAAACAAAAACUGCCGCAUACAGUACACUUGCCUGCAAUGUGGAGAAGAGCAUCACAUCUCAAGAAGAUGAUGACGUUGUUGCUAUGGCUACAAAAACAAUUGGUUCUUUCCUGGACAGCAGUAGUGGACUGUUGGCAGUAGCAGCAUGUACAGCUCUUGGAGAAAUUGGUCGGAAUGGCCCCCUGCUGAUCCCUUCAGAGGGUGAAGGCCUCACUAAAUUAUCCAUUGUAGAAAACCUGCUUGCUCGCAUCCCUUCUGGCAAAGAGAGUGCAAAGACAAAGGAGCGCUCAAUCCAGACCUUGGGCUAUUUACCAGUAGGAGAUGGUGACUUCCCCCAUCAGAAAAAGCUGUUACAGGGACUCAUGGACUCAGUCGAGGCCAAACAAGUGGAGUUGCAGUUCACAGUGGGUGAGGCCAUUACCAAUGCUGCUCUAGGCACCAGCUCUGGAGCUAUAAGAGAUCCAUGGACCUGCACUGAAGACCAGUACAGCCCACCACUAAAUUUGAAAAACAAUGAUGUGGUUCCUUGGGUCCUCAACUCAGUCUUGUCCAAGUACAUACCCAGCCAGAACCCUCAUAUCCGACAGGCAGCAUGCAUCUGGCUUCUCUCCCUAGUUAAGAAGCUCAGCCAACACAAGGAAAUCAAGUCCAAUUUGAAGGAGAUCCAAGUGGCAUUCAUCUCUGUUCUUUCAGAUGCAGAUGAAUUGAGUCAGGAUGUGGCAUCGAAAGGCCUUGGUCUGGUCUACGAGAUGGGUGGGGAGGGAGACCAGCAGGAACUAGUGUCCACCCUGGUGGAAACACUCAUGACUGGCAAAAGAAUAAAACACGCUGUCUCUGAAGAGACAGAGGUGUUCCAAGGAGAUGGUUUGGGCAAAACGCCUGAUGGCCAUAGCCUGUCCACAUACAAGGAGCUCUGCUCUCUGGCCAGUGACCUGAACCAGCCUGAUCUUGUCUAUAAAUUCAUGAACCUGGCAAACCAUCACGCCAUGUGGAACUCCCGAAAGGGUGCUGCAUUUGGCUUCCAUAUGAUUGCAGCCAAGGCCGGGGAGCAGCUGGCUCCAUUUCUCCCACAGCUGGUGCCACGGCUUUACCGCUACCAGUUUGACCCCAACCUGAGUAUUCGUCAGGCCAUGACCAGCAUCUGGGAUGCCUUAGUCACUGAUAAGACUCUGGUGGACAAGUACCUGAAGGAGAUCUUGCACGAUGUCAUUUCCAACCUCACCAGCACAGCCUGGAGAGUCCGUGAGUCCAGCUGUCUGGCUCUCAAUGACCUGAUUCGAGGACGCCAAGCUGAUGACCUCAUCGACCACUUGGCUGAAAUGUGGGAGACCCUGUUCAGAGUUCUUGACGACAUCAAGGAAUCUGUGAGGAAGGCUGCAGAUAUAACGCUGAAAACUCUCAGUAAGGUGUGCACUCGUAUGUGUGAGUCUACUGGUUCUACAGCUCAGAGAACUGUGGCGGCACUGCUGCCCACCUUGCUGGAGAAGGGCAUUGUUAGCAAUGUCUCUGAGGUUCGCUCGCUCAGCAUCCAGACGCUGGUGAAGAUCAGUAAGACAGCUGGUGCCCGACUAAAGCCCCACGCUUCCCGACUCAUUCCAGCCUUGCUGGAGGCUCUCAGCACCUUGGAGCCUCAGGUCCUCAACUACCUCAGCUUAAGAGCCACAGAGCAGGAGAAGAGUGCCAUGGAUGCUGCCAGGCUCAGCGCUGCCAAGUCCUCUCCAAUGAUGGAAACCAUUAAUAUGUGUCUGCAGCACGUCGAUAUUGCAGUUCUGCGGGAGCUGGUUCCAAGGCUUUGUGAGCUGCUGAAGAGUGGAGUUGGUCUGGGCACCAAGGGGGGUUGUGCCAGCGUGAUUGUUUCCCUUACAGUGCAAUCUCCCCAGGACCUCACCCCAUACUCAGGUAAAUUGAUGAGUGCUCUGCUUAGUGGCAUCCAUGACAGGAGCACUGUGGUACAGAAAGCCUUUGCCUUUGCUCUUGGCCAUCUUGUCAGGACGGCUAAAGACAGCAGUGUAGAAAAGCUACUACUGAAGCUCUGUGCCUGGUACCUGGAGAAAGAAGAGCCUGUGUACAAGUCUUCGUGCGCCCUGACAAUGCAUGCCAUCAGCCACUAUAGCCCCGAUGUGUUGAAGGCCCACGCAGGAGUGGCUCUCCCGCUGGCUUUUCUGGGCAUGCACCAGGCACCCGGCGCAGAUGAGGACAAAGGCGAGAGCCAUGAUGCCACCUUGUGGGCCGAGGUGUGGCAGGAGAACGUCCCCGGAAGCUUUGGAGGCAUCCGACUCUACAUGACGGAGCUCAUCGCCAUUACCCAAAAGGCACUGCAGUCCCAGUCUUGGAAAAUGAAAGCCCAGGGCGCAGCUGCCAUGGCAACCGUUGCCAAGGAACAGACUGGCUCGUUGGUGGCACCGCACCUCGGCUUGGUGCUGACAGCCUUGAUGCAGGGCCUGGCGGGACGCACGUGGGCGGGCAAGGAGGAGCUACUGAAAGCCAUUGGAUCAGUUGUGUCCAAAUGCAGCACCGAGUUACAGAAGCCUUGUCUCGGGCAACCCACUAUCUCUGAGGUCCUGGAGGUGGUCUUGAAGGAAUGUCGUAAGGAGAAUAUUGUGUACAAAAUGGCCGGCCUGCAGUGUGCUGGCGACAUCCUUCACAGUUGCCAGGAGGACCGAUUCAGCGACAUGGCAGACAUCCUUUUCCCUCUCAUCAAGAAGAGCUGUCCUGAGAGCAGCUCAGCGAUGCAGAGGUCACAAGAGAGGGAUGAUGAUGACCUCACGAUGAAGGAGAAAGAACUGCAAACGGAAGCGGUGCUGUUUGCUUUUGAAACUAUGGGAAAGACUUGGCCGAAGAACCAUCAGACACAGUUCCGUUUCCAGGUGGAGGUGUGCAGCCUCAUGUGUGACAAGUUAAAGCUGAGUACAUGGAAGGUCCAGCUUGCUGUUCUCCACUGCAUGAAGGCCUACUUCCAAGGGUUAUUGUUGUUAGACAAGGACAGCAGUGACGUGAGCACACUGUCUGGCAUCCUAACAGACUCGUGUGCUGCUCUCACUCAUCCUUUAGAGAACAAAAGUUAUUCAUCUGUGAGGACAGAGGCCCUUUCAGUAGUGGAGGUGAUUGUCAGGAGAACUGGAGAGAGCGAACAGUGGGACUGUGUAUCAGUGAAGAGUCGGGAGCAGUUGCAGCGGUCCCUGUCAACCCUUCAGUCGGACAGCAGACCAGACUUGAGGGACAAGGCCCAGGAGCUGCGCCGGCAUAUCCAGAGCCAACCCUAACUAACACUCACUCUGCUGCAAAAUUGCAAGUCUAAAUAUAAAUGCAUCAACAACACUUGCUAAAAAGCAAAACACUUUUUGUAGUGUCCUUUAUAUGUGUCUCUUUGAAAUGGACAGUUAUAAUCAUAAUAAUAAUAUUAAACCUAAAUGGCAUACAGCAGAGUUGACACUGUAACUGUUUUACUACUGGUGUACGUUUGUGUACAGGAAUAGUUUGGGUUUUUUUUCAUCUCCAUCAGCGGUGUAGUGCGUCGACAGUGGCGUUUUCCCCACUUCAUUCCAUGAGCUGCUGAGCGGUGGUCAUUGUGGAGGAAAGUAGUUCCGGCUACUUUCAGUUGAGUGUUGCGUUUUGCUUCUCAAAUAUCCAUCCAUUCUUUUUCUGUAACGCUUAUCCUCACAAGGGUCGCGGGGUACACCCUGGACUGGUUGCCAGCCAAUCACAGGGCACAUAUAGACAAACAACCAUUCACACCUAUGGACAAUUUGGAGACGCCAAUUAAUCUAGCAUGUUUUUGGAAUGUGGGAGGAAUCCGGUUUACCUGGAGAAAACCCACAGGGAGAUGCAAGGAACUACUUUCCUUCACAAUGAAAACCAACCAGAACUCUGCUCAAGGAGCCGAAGUGGGGCAAAAGUCACCGUUGACGCAGUACACUGCUGUAUGUAAUACACAAAAAAAAUCCCAACUGUCCCUUUAAAUAUCAGUCGUUUACCUUGGCUGAUCUCGAAACGUUGAAAGACACUCGGCUAUUUACUUUUUGCCAAAUGAUGAAUGAGCAACUUUUUUUUUUUUUGUCCAGAACUGAAACAAAGUUACAUCCCUGUCUAAGCUGUGUUUUAGUUGUUUGAAUUUAAAUAAAAACAUCAACAGAGA
Messenger RNA from Doryrhamphus excisus (bluestripe pipefish), 6551 nucleotides. RefSeq names its product Ecm29 proteasome adaptor and scaffold (gene ecpas). Gene Ontology annotation, cellular component: cytoplasm; nucleus. Gene Ontology annotation, molecular function: molecular adaptor activity. Gene Ontology annotation, biological process: ERAD pathway; proteasome assembly. The record is from RefSeq and is a predicted model, not a curated record. NCBI's taxonomy places the organism in Eukaryota, Metazoa, Chordata, Actinopteri, Syngnathiformes, Syngnathidae.